CGUGGAGGGGCUGCGGGAGCGCGUGCGCGAGGCCGGAACGCCGCGGGCGGCGCUGGGCUGCUGCGGGGGUCGCGGUGCCCAGGUGAGCGGCGCGCGGGCGACCCUUUCUCCCCUCGCAGAGCCCCCGCCCCCCGUUCGGAAUCCGUUUUCCUCUCCGGAGCCCAGGCCUCGGCGAGCACGCAGAGUCGAUAUAUGUUUGCCGUCAUGGAUCAGUUUGGAGAUAUAUCAGAAGGUGAAGUGGACCAUUCUUUCUUUGACAGUGACUUUGAAGAAGCAAAGAAAUGUGAAAGUAACUCAGUUUUUGACAAGCAAAAUGAAGACGCUGAAGAGAGAAUAGAUAAAGAUAUGGAAAAUGUAAACUUGAAAUUUGGAAUACAAAGAAGGAAAAAUGAUCUUACUGAGAAGGGAACUGAAAGAAAUGAGAAAAUUCCUCCAGAAGAACACCCCACAGAAAAUGAUGAUAUACAAGCUAGGAAUUCUUUGUCCGUGACCACUUCUUCAAGAUCAAAAUUGUGUGAUGCUACAGUAGAACAUAAAAUACACUUGCCCAUCCCAAGUUGCAUUCCCAAAAUUGUAAAAGAAGGCGAACGUGAUUACUAUACAGAUGGAGAGGAAAGCAGUGAUGAUGAGAAAAAGCAUCAGGUCAGGUCAAAGUCAGCUAAACCAUCUAAUAGCUUCAAGAAAAGCGUAAGUAAAAAGUAUUCCAGAAGUAAUUCCUCUUCCUCCUCUUCCUCUCUGUCCUCCUCGUCUUCAAGUUCCGAUACAGACUGUUCAAAUACCGGGUCUGAUGUCUGUUUAUCUGAUUCAUCUCCAUCAUUAAAGAAGCGUCUGUCUGGUGUAACGCACUUGCCACCAAAACAGAAAUAUAAACUGGGAGAAAAAUCAACAGGAGCACCAACUUCAAGUACUAAACCAAAAGUCAGUGACUACACCGAGGAAUCUGAAGACACCGUGACAGACGUCACUCCUUUAUCGACUCCGGACAUCAGCCCUGUUCAGUCUUUUGAACUGGGUGCAUCAAACGAUCAGAAAACGAAAGUUAAAAGGCAAGAGAACGUGAGUCAAGAACUAUAUGAAAACGUUGAGGAUUUUAAAACUAAUUCAAAAUCUUUGAAAUCAGCUAAAAAAGGGAAAGAAAAACAUGAGCCCAGUCUUGCCUCAAUGUCGGCAGUGUUGGAUUCCACUUUAGACCACAGAUACAAGCAAAAAGUCCUACAUGACACAAUGGACCUGAAUCAUCUUUUAAAAGCUUUUCUUCAAUUAGAUAAAAAGGGACCACAAAAACAUCACUUUGAUCAGCCUUCAGUAGCACCUAGGAAAAACUACUCUUUCACAAGAGAGGAGGUGAGACAGAUUGAUCGGGAAAAUCAGAGGCUUUUGAAAGAACUGUCGAGACAGGCUGAAAAACCAGGAAGCAAAAGUACGACUCCAAGAAGAUCGACUGUUCCUCCCCCUAAGUUAUAUCAUAGUGCUCUCAACAGACAGAGGGAACAACAGAGGAUUGAAAGAGAAAAUUUGGCUUUAUUGAAACGGCUUGAAGCUGUGAAACCAACAGUUGGUAUGAAACGCUCAGAACAGCUGAUGGACUAUCACCGCAACAUGGGCCAUCUCAGCUCCUCCUCGACCUCCAGACGGGUGAGGUCCACUCUUGGCCAGUACAGCCCAUUGCGAGGAGCUUCCAGGACAUCCAGUGCUACCAGUGGUCUCAGUUGUAAGAGUGAGCAAUCGGCUUUUGACACAUCCAGUGGCCUGUUGCUAAGACCUAAGCCCCCUAAUGUCCGUACAGCUUGGUUAUAAAAACUCUUUUUACUUUAAACAUUGAUCAUCAAAUUCUUAUUGAAGUGCUUUUCUGUAUUACUAUCAUUCUCUGUAUAAACAUCUAAAUACUGCUUUAAGCAAUUUAAGGUGUACAGCAGUGACUUGUAAUUUAUUGUAAUUCGAUGCAAAAUUGUUUUGAAAGAGACAAUUUAAUAUAAAAUCAGUGUUUCCUGUGAGGAGGAGUUUAUAUGAGACUUGUAUGUAUUUUACAGAGAAAUGGUAGUAUGCCGGUGUAUUUUCUCAACAUAGAAAUUGGUUCAGCUGUCAGACUGACGAAACAGUUGUGAUAGCGUCGCUGAACGUUGGACCCAAGAUGUUAGCUAUAUAGUUCUUGUUUGAUGUGUUGUGUUUUUCAUUUCUUGUAAGCUUUAUACCAUGAGCAUAGCUCCUGACUGACUUUGUUUGCGCUUUGCUUCAGAACUUGGGCAGUGUGACUUACAACUUAAUUGUAAGACAGUUAUUAUGAAACAGAUCUUGAAAUGUGUUGUCACUGGUGGAGCUGGUUUAGAUUUGAUGAGCAGACUGAGCGAAGCUUGAACUGGGGCGACGCUUGUGACUCACCAGAGGUACCUACUGCUUCUGUGGAGGGAAACUGAGCUAGAUCUCAAACACGUUCUCAACCCUUCUGAGCCAUUUCAAACUGUGAGUAUUAGAAGGCUCAGCUUAGAGGCUCCUCUUUCAUGCUUUUCUAUAUUCAGGGAAAGUAGUUAAUGAUUCCGAGAAAUUCGGUUUCUUUAGAGCUACUGCAUGGUGAAUAGUUUGUCCAGGGACCAGAUCAUCAUAAGCAAAAGCAAGUAUCUGUUGAAUCAGCAAAAUAGCACCACAAGUUUGAAGAGCCAAGAAGCAGAUCCUGAGUUGUGCCAGGACAGCGUUUUAAGUGAUGCUGUUAAUGAGUUGUGUUAUACUUCGAGUUUAUUGUUUUAAGUGAGAAGAAAAGAAAGAAAUGCAAUGUCUCGCAGCUUUAGAAAUUCCAACUAGUGUUCUUAAGGGCUGAAAAAGAGAACUAAAAAGAUGAAUGAUAAAGGGG
Kogia breviceps (pygmy sperm whale) is the source of this 2845-nucleotide messenger RNA. It is a transcript of the gene CFAP97, whose product is annotated as cilia and flagella associated protein 97. NCBI's taxonomy places the organism in Eukaryota, Metazoa, Chordata, Mammalia, Artiodactyla, Physeteridae. Gene Ontology annotation, biological process: spermatogenesis. The record is from RefSeq and is a predicted model, not a curated record.